This is a messenger RNA of Drosophila eugracilis, 1944 nucleotides long. Its product is annotated as protein twist. Gene Ontology annotation, biological process: regulation of transcription by RNA polymerase II; developmental process. Bases 205 to 1683 code for a protein of 492 amino acids. NCBI's taxonomy places the organism in Eukaryota, Metazoa, Arthropoda, Insecta, Diptera, Drosophilidae. The transcript has 2 exons. Gene Ontology annotation, molecular function: DNA-binding transcription factor activity, RNA polymerase II-specific; protein dimerization activity; RNA polymerase II transcription regulatory region sequence-specific DNA binding. The record is from RefSeq and is a predicted model, not a curated record.
CAAAAUGUCAAUUUGAGCAAUGGCCGGAAGGAUCGUGCGUCAGUUGCGUUCCGUCAGUGCGUGCGAGAAGAUCGAUCCACCAAAGCGCGGGCGUGAAACUACAAAGAAGAUCUUAAAGUUCCGAAUUACAAUAUAUAUAGAUACAUAUAGAUUUAACUGAUUCUAACUCAAGAAGUGUUUAAGUUAACUCAGAAAGAUAACCAAAUGAUGAGCGCUCGCUCGGUGUCGCCCAAAGUGCUGCUGGACAUUAGCUACAAGCCCACAUUGCCCAAUAUCAUGGAGCUGCAGCACAAUGUGAUCAAGCUUAUCCAGGUGGAGCAGCAGGCCUAUAUGCAAUCGGGGUACCAACUGCAGCACCAUCAGCAGCAACAUCACCACUCCCACCAGCAGCAGCAGCAGCAGCAGCAGCAACAACCCAUCUAUGCGCCACUGCCCUCGGAAUAUGCGGCUUUUGGCAUUACGGAAUUGGAGGAUAACGACUAUAAUAUACCCAGCAAUGAGGUACUCAGCACCAGCAGCAAUCAGAGUGCCCAAAGUGCCAGCCUGGAGCUAAAUAACAACAAUACCAGCAGCAACAACACCAGCUCCGGCAACAAUCCGAGUGUUUUCGAUUCCCAGACUGGCAGUGGUUCCUCUUGGAACGAGCAUGGCAAGAGGGCCAGGAGCAGUGGCGAUUAUGACUGUCAAACCGGAGGAUCACUGGCCAUGCAGCCAGAGCACAAGAAGCUAAUCCACCAGCAACAGCAACAGCAACAGCAGCAGCAACAUCAGCAGCAGCAGCACAUUUAUGCGGAUUACUUACCCACCACAGUGGAUGAAGUUGCCUCGGCACAAUCUUGUCCAGGAGUUCAGAGCACCUGCGCCUCCCCGCACUCUCACUUUGAGUUUCCCGAUGACGAAUUGCCAGAGCACAAGGCUCAGGUUUUCCUGCCACUCUACAGCAACCAGCAACAGUCUCAGCAGCAACAGCAGCAGCAACACCAACAGACCCACGCCCAAAUGCACUUCCAGAAUGCUUAUAGACAAAGCUUCGAGGGCUAUGAACCGGCUAACUCCCUGAAUGGCAGUGCCUAUUCCAGCUCGGAUCGGGAUGAUAUGGAGUAUGCCCGCCACACCGCCUUGAGUUCUGUGAGCGAUCUUAAUGGCGGAGUCAUGUCGCCGGCCUGUUUGGCCGAUGAUGGCAGUGCCGGGAGUUUGCUGGACGGCUCGGAUGCCGGCGGAAAGGCUUUCCGGAAACCACGUCGGCGGCUGAAGCGGAAGCCGAGCAAAACGGAUGAAACAGACGAGUUCAGCAACCAAAGGGUUAUGGCCAAUGUAAGGGAACGCCAGCGCACCCAGAGCCUCAACGAUGCCUUCAAGUCCCUGCAGCAGAUCAUCCCAACAUUGCCCAGCGACAAGCUCAGCAAGAUCCAGACCCUUAAACUGGCAACAAGAUACAUCGACUUCCUGUGCCGCAUGCUCAGCUCGAGUGAUAUAUCCCUGCUGAAGGCCUUGGAAGCCCAGGGCUCGACUUCGGCCUACGGAUCGGCCAGUUCCCUACUUAGUGCCGCUGCCAAUGGAGCUGAGGCCGAUCUCAAGUGCCUGCGCAAGGCCAACGGAGCACCCAUCAUCCCGCCCGAGAAGCUGAGUUAUCUUUUUGGGGUGUGGCGCAUGGAGGGCGAUGUCCAGCACCAAAAGGCAUAGCACCGGAUCGUGGCACUAUAUACUAUAUACUAUAUACUAUAGACUAUAUUAUAUGCCUGUCAAGGAUCCAAAAGGGGCUUCCAGCAGCAACUAUCGUGUGAAUUCCAGAGCCCUGGCCGCUCUCACUCUUCAAUUCUCUGUCACUCUUUCCAGAUAUAUGUCGAUUAGAUGUCUAAGCAUAAAACCUACGUUUAAAGCCUAUUUAAUUUUAUAGUCUAAACUAAAUUAAUUGUAAAAACGAAACAAGCCAAGAAACAAAGA